AUGCAGUACGGAUGGAAUGUGCGAGAACGCGUCGAGUUCGCGAAAGAGCGUUUCGCGACCUUUGCCUUUUGCCAAGGACCGCCACAAGCAAUGGCAUUGAACGACGAAGACACGUUGCGCAAGAGGAAGCCACAGGCAGGAGAGACCAUUUCGUAUGAGACAUAUGUCGCCACCCACCCUAACAAUUAUGUAAAUUUGGGAAUUGACAGUGCAAUUCAGUCCACGGCAAAUAUGUCAGCGCCGCCUACCUGUGCACCUGCCGCAGAAGCGUUUGCUCACCGACCAAGAGAAACCCCGUUGCCACAGACGAACUUGUAUGUGGUAGUCGCGGUAACCCUCGUGGCCGGGUUGGUUCGCCUCUACCGUAUAUCGAACCCGAGUCAGGUGGUCUUUGACGAGGUGCAUUUUGGUGGUUUCGCCAGCAAGUAUAUCCAAGGAAAAUUCUUCAUGGAUGUGCACCCACCUCUGGGCAAGCUGCUCAUUGCGGCCAGUGCGGUUCUUGCAGGCUUCGAUGGCUCAUUCGAUUUUAAGUCGAUCGGAUUGGACUACCUUGAACCAAAAGUUCCUUAUGUAGCCAUGCGGAUGCUGCCCGGAAUUCUUGGUGUUUUACUAGUGCCGGUUGCCUACAUGACGAUGCGAAACCUACGGGUCUCCAAUGUGGUGUCAAUCAUGACGGCAGUACUCCUCAUUUUUGAGAAUGGGUUGGCUUGCCAAUCACGAGCGAUCCUUUUGGACUCUAUUCUCCUAUUCUUUAUGGGUCUCGCUUUAAUGACCUGGACGGAUUUCCUCAAUCUCCAAAAACAACCAUUCUCUUUCGCUUGGUGGUUUUCACUAGCUAGCACAGGGCUCACUAUGGGCUUGGCGGCCAGUGUGAAGUGGGUUGGCCUUUUUGUCAUUGCAACCAUCGGGUUUUCCACCAUCGCGAACUUAUGGGCGCUUUUAGGAGACCUGCGGGUCACACCGGGACAAUAUGCGAAGCAUUUCUUCGCCCGCGUGCUUUGUCUCAUUAUUGUGCCUAUCGCCGUGUACAUGACCGUAUUUGGAAUUCACUUCCUGGUGCUCACAAAUACAGGCUCGGGUACCGCCUUCAUGUCACCAGAGUUUCAGUCUACUCUGCGCGGCAGUGAGAUCAAGGAUACCUUUGCAGAGGUCGGAUUCGGAGCGGAUAUUCUCAUCCGCCAUGAAAACACCAAAGGCGGGUAUCUCCAUUCUCACAAGCAUUACUACCGUACGGGGUCGAAGCAGCAGCAGGUCACGUUAUAUUCAUUUGCUGAUGACAACAGCCUGUUCCAAAUUUUGCCCGCGCUAGUGUACGAAAAUGGCACCGCGCGAUCCCCAGCAGUCACACAAUUCCAGCCCAUCAAGCAUGGUGACAUUGUUAGACUCGAACAUGUGGCCAGCAACAUGCGUCUACACAGUCAUGAACAUCGUGCACCUGUUACGGAUAAUGAAGAUCACUAUGAAGUUUCGGCGUAUGGUGCGCCUGGGUUUUUAGGUGACUCCAACGAUCACUGGCGUGUGGAGCUUGUAGACUAUGAUGACAGCCAUCCGCAUCUGCUUGCAAUCGAAUCAAGAUUCCGCCUCGUACAUGUAAAUCUUCAUUGUACCUUGUUUUCGCGCGCUGUAAAGCUACCUGAGUGGGGCUUUGGUCAGCAGGAGGUUACCUGCGCGAAUCACAAGGGCCGGAAAGAUUUGACAUACUGGCGAAUUGAUCUAAAUCAGAAUCUUCUCCAGAAUCCAUUUAGUCGUCGAGCUUACUACAAGAAGCCCUCGUUUUUGUCAAAGUUUAUAGAGUCUCAUAAAGUCAUGUGGAAAAUCAAUGACGGAUUGAAUGGAUACCAUCCGUUCCAGUCACGGCCUGAUUCUUGGCCUGUUCUUGGACGUGGAAUCAGCUUUUGGAGUGCUAAAGAGGGUACAGGACAAAUGUAUCUUGUCGGAAACCCGUUCAUCUGGUUUUCCGCCUUGGUCUCUCUUGGGCUGUACGUAACGAUUGAAUCCGUUGCUGCAAUUCUCCAAAAGCGAGGACACCAAAGGACCGCCGAAUCUGUUGCCAAGACUGCUGGAGGCGGUGGACCUCUUCUUUUCUUGGGAUGGGCUCUGCAUUAUUUCCCUUUCUUCCUUAUGGGACGACAACUGUUCCUUCAUCACUACUUUCCUUCGUUCUAUUUCUCAGUACUACUCUUGGGGUCAUUGUUCGAAGGGGCAACUCGACGCUUCAAUCACUUGUUUCGAUCGUUUGCGGUACUCUGCAUAUGCACGGUUGCCAUCUACGUCUACAUCAACUACAGCCCGUUGACAUACGGCAUACCGAUGUCUAAGGAGCACUGCAAGCGGCUAAAAUGGCGACAGAGUUGGGACUGGGAUUGCAAAAAACAAUUAGAUGAUCCGAUAGAAUAGAUAAAGAGACAUUGCAGCUCCCCAUUGUCGGGAGACGAGAACCACCCUCUGCUCUAAUAUGCUCCACUGUAUUAAAAAGUUGUCAAAUACACAAACAUCAGAUCGUGCGCCGA
Molecule: messenger RNA, 2510 nt
Organism: Spizellomyces punctatus DAOM BR117
Lineage: Eukaryota; Fungi; Chytridiomycota; Chytridiomycetes; Spizellomycetales; Spizellomycetaceae
Exons: 24
Coding region: 1-2397 (798 amino acids)
Biological process (GO): protein O-linked glycosylation via mannose
Cellular component (GO): membrane; endoplasmic reticulum
Molecular function (GO): dolichyl-phosphate-mannose-protein mannosyltransferase activity
Source: RefSeq, a predicted model, not a curated record